Messenger RNA from Fusarium musae, 2160 nucleotides. RefSeq lists its product as uncharacterized. The record is from RefSeq and is a predicted model, not a curated record. NCBI's taxonomy places the organism in Eukaryota, Fungi, Ascomycota, Sordariomycetes, Hypocreales, Nectriaceae. Bases 1 to 2160 code for a protein of 719 amino acids. The transcript has 2 exons.
AUGCGUCAGCCCAAGGACCGAAUGUUCCGGUCAAGAGACAGAGAAGUGAAGCGGCUCAUAUACCACACCAAGCAACACCAGCUUUUACGAAACAAGAUCCGAUAUCUGCGGCUUCACGCGUCUAUGGCUCAUCACGGCCUCCGUCUCAUGAUCCAAAUCGACUCACUCAGGUUCUCGCCCAGUUAUCCGCAAUCUACCUACUCACAACCGAAUGGCUCACGUCUCGCAAUUCAGUCACAACUCAACGCCUGGUCAACUACUCCCACAUCAAACUCAUCAAGAUCUUACAGUCACUUAUCUACGCCGUCAGCUGGAGAGGACACAGCCAGCGAAGAUGACGCGACAAGGUUUAAGCGUCGGCGCACAUCGCCAAUCUGGACUGAUCGUCGCAUGAACUCAUUAUCGCCAUUCUCAGUUGACCAGACAAUGAUGACCAGAACCAACAACCAAUUCAUUUCUACAAAUCUCCUACAAAUCUACCAUGACGUUCUCGAACAUAACCUCUCAUGCUGGCUCACAGAAGUCACAUGCCCCUACAGAGCUCCAGGUUAUGUCACUUCGGGGAGCUAUGCCCCUACAGAAUGGGGAUCCUCGUGGUCAAACCGUAUCUAUCGCCGCACCAUCAACCUCGACCAUGCAGUUCAGACAGCCAAACUCACUCGACUAACGCGAACCGAAGACCAAGGCGCCGCUAAGGCAUUUCACCUUGCUAUUAUGGCAUUUGCAACGCAAUGGGCUCAAGGCAGUCGACGCCAACAACAGCGCUACUCUGAUGAGGAUGAAAGACCAGAGGAUAUUCUCAACGACAUCAAUGAGGAGUUUGAUCGAAACAUUCAGCGGAAUAUUUGGGAGCAAGCAAAGAGAGCCCUGCAGGAAGUCUCAGAUGUUGAAUCAUAUCGUGUGGCAACGGCGGAGCUAAUAUUUGGUCUCACGCAAAAGCCAUGGACCCGUGAUGAUGAGUCCAUGGCCCCAGAGAACCCCAGCACAUUGGUCAGUGCUUCUCCAAAGGUUGACUUGAAGGCUCUGAACGCUGAGCUUGGUGAAAUUAUAUCACGAGAUGGUCUGCCGGUCUUUAUGGAGAGAGCCGCACGAAAGAUGCAUGCUCUCAAAUUCCGAUUCGAUUCAGGCCGCCGUGGUGUUACUGGACCUCUCACAAGUCCAAAGAACAAUGAUUUAUUGUCAAUGAUGAACCCUGAAGAUCGUGGUACUGUUGGGCUGCUAUACUGGCUUGCAGUUAUGCUUGAUACUGUCUCGUCGUCAAUGAGCGAGCGUCCGGUUGUUGUUGCUGAUGCAGACAGUCAGCACGACGAUGCAGAUGAAGAUCUUGACUCAACGACAAACGGAAGGUGGAACGUACCUUUGUUCAUUCAAGACAGUCUAGAGCAACCUCACAUGUAUCAUACAGUACACUGGCCUUGCUCUUACGAGUCUGCGGCUGAAGCCGUCACUAAAUCAGCACCCGUCAAAGUCCUCCUCUUCAGGCAUGUUUCCUAUCUGCAAAACAUUCUAAGAAGAGGUGGUCGUGGUGAGAAGGUCGAAGAAACAAUCAAAAACACCACCUCGCUAUAUCGAUAUUGGAAUAUGACGCAUGGUGCAUUCUUCAAAGAGUUGCUUCACGACUACGAAUCCGUGCCAGCUCGUCUUCAGAGCUGGUUUGUCUGUAUCUCAGCACAUUGGAAUCUCGGUGCCCUCAUGCUCGCCGAUCUUAUCGAGUAUGUCGACGAGAACGAGUUAGGAGAAGCAACAGCGACUCAAAGCAGAUUAGCCAGUAAGAUGGUCACAAGAAUACGUGAAGCGAGUGCACGAGAACUAUCCGAUCUGGCAAAAGUAUCAACACCAAGUCACAACCUACCAAACACGACAGGGCCUCAGAUGUCACAUUUCCACCAUGCAGUAAACGAAGCAACUAUUCUCACAGAGCCUUGGACCAUCAUCCUCAUCAGGGCAUUUGCUAAGGCAGCUAUGAUAUUAAUACACGAAGUGAACGAUUUCUUGGAGUUUGGGCUGACUACACCGGCCAACACGGACCAUGACUUUCAGGAGAGCAUGCGGCGUGCACAGGAUUGUGUAAAGGGGUUAUGGAUAUUGGGCAAGAAGUCUGAUAUGGCGAGGAGGUCUGCAGAUACCCUGGUUACCGCGAUGAAGAAGUUGAAAGUAUAG